AUUAGGAAACUUGACGGAAGAAAAAGAAGUGACAGGAGAAUAAAAAAUGCUGACGAGAAGGAUUGUGACUCCCGUAAUCAAUUACUCUACGGAGUUUAGAGCUUACGAAGAUGAUGCAUGGUAUACGGUUUGCGUUUUGUUCCAUGGAGAUACUCUUACGGUGAAGUUCUUGGGUUUUCCUCCUGGAAACGACGUCGUGUUUCCGUUUUCAUAUUUUCAAAACUCGAAGGACCUCGAAGCCUUUAAGCGUCGUUUCAGACCCCUCUCCAAACAGCUUCAAGAUGAAGAGUGUGGUUUACUCACUCCUGGAACUAGGGUUUGUGCUUGUCAUUCCUUCAAUAAUGAAGACAUUCGCUUUUACGACGCCGUUGUCGAUGGGGUGCAAGAAAGUGAGCAUUCUUGGAAAACAGGAGAGGAAGAAUGCUUGUGUACUUUUAUACUUUUUUGGUUGCAUGGACCAAAUGCAAGAAAAUUGACUGCUACAUCAAUUGAGAACAUUUGUGUCGUUCCACCUAGAUGGGAGCUAGAUCCUGUAGUGGCUUCAUUUCUGGAUAAUUGUUCUUCUUUUUUAAUGCCAAAGGAAGCUUCUGGCUUUGGAAUGGUUCUGUAUUGCAACAACAGAUCUAACUCCGCUCGUCAAAUUACUUAUUUUGGACGAACGAUAAAGGAAACACAAUGUGCUAGGCGGUCUGUUGUCAAUGCAUGUUUACCUGAAGUCAGUUGUCUCAAACGAAGAAUGGAAGACAGGGAUCUUGGGGGACCGAAAAAUGUGUGUAUGAUAUUGAUUACAAAUAUGGAUAAGGAGUUAUGCCCAUCUACAGUUACAGAGUUCUUACGGAGACAUACUUCUCUAUCAGUCCUAGUCUUUAUUUUUCCAAAUUUGUCAAUGGAGGUAUAUAAUAGGGGAGCCAUUAUGGUGCAUUCUGAAAAAGAGUUGCAAGAGCUGUGUGGCUUUUUGAAUAAUCCCAACUGCAUCAUAAUAUCUUCAACUGGCAGGCCUUUGGUGAUACUUGAAAAACUAGUGGGAUUAGAAAAUAUUAAAGCAUCAAUAGGAGCCUUGGUGCAUAUAUCAGAGAAUAUAUUGCAGAAAAAACAGAGAAGAAGGAUGAACAAUUUGAAGGUUGUACGUUCAGGAAGUAAAGAAUUCAAGAUAGCUAGUACUAUGAGGGAUUUAUUUUGGGCAUUUUCUGAGCACCAAGAACGCUUACAAAAGAGGCUUGCACUUGAGGAGCGAAGGAUAUUUGCAGCUAAUGAACAAUUAGCUUAAAUGUUUGUCCUUCACUUCUUACUGUUUUUUGUGCUCAUGUAAAUACAACUACUGCAAGCCUAUGACCUACUUUUUCUUUUCUUCCAAAAUUGUUGGUAUUAAAACGUUAAGAAAAUGUUUUUUAAAGUUGAUUUUCAUAUUCUAAAACC
This is a messenger RNA of Vigna angularis (adzuki bean), 1416 nucleotides long. RefSeq lists its product as uncharacterized. Gene Ontology annotation, molecular function: chromatin binding. The record is from RefSeq and is a predicted model, not a curated record. The transcript has 6 exons. Lineage: Eukaryota; Viridiplantae; Streptophyta; Magnoliopsida; Fabales; Fabaceae. The coding region runs from base 47 to 1267 and encodes 406 amino acids.